Molecule: messenger RNA, 1608 nt
Organism: Fusarium subglutinans
Lineage: Eukaryota; Fungi; Ascomycota; Sordariomycetes; Hypocreales; Nectriaceae
Product: UDP-glycosyltransferase 84B2
Exons: 5
Coding region: 1-1608 (535 amino acids)
Molecular function (GO): UDP-glycosyltransferase activity
Source: RefSeq, a predicted model, not a curated record
AUGGAUGGAUCGAAGCGCCUACUCCUGUUCACUAACAGUGACUUCGGCCAAGCCAACGUAAUCCUCGCUACAGCUCACGAACUAGGCCUUGCAUGUGAAGACGUCGAAAUCCAUAUCGCUUCAUUCCAGGACCUAAGAAGCGGAGUGGAUGAUGCCUCCAGGUUUAUGCAGGCAACUGCAACUCAACAGAAGAAGAAGAUACCUCGACCCUUUGUGUUCCACGAGAUCGAAGGAACGAGCUGGGGACCAGUUACGAAGCGUCCAGAAACGGCAAUCUUCGAAACGCUUGAGCUGACUCCUGGACUCGUCAACUCGGCAAAAGGCGUCGCUAUUCUACCAGCUGUCAUGGUACCUUGGAGCCCGGGGGAGUUUCUCGACAUCUACAAGGAAACAGAACGGGUAUUCGAUGAAGUCAAGCCAGAUUUGACCAUUGUUGAACCGCUGUUCACUCAAGGCUUGACAUUUUGUCACCAUCGAGGUGUCAGGUGGAUGGUCCUUUCGCCGAACACGAUUAAAGAGUUUGCAGUUCCGGUGCAGCCAAAAUUAGCUGCUCUUUGGAAUGCUUGUUCGGCCUUGCCUUAUCCCAUACCAUGGAGCCUCAUCCCAUGGAAUGUUUGCUUUGGCUUCGUGGCUGGCUACACUCUGCUCACAGAUACUCGGCUAAAAAGGACAACCGAGAAACUCCGCGAGGAGAUUGAUCCUUGCAUAACUUUGAUGACCAUGAUGGAACUGGGUGUUUUGACGCCUGCGCCGCCCAAUCUGCCCAUCCUUGUCGCUAGCAGUCCUGACAUAGACUACCCAUUCAGCGUCAUGCCACCACAGCUCACAUCCUGCGGCCCAAUCAUACGAGCUGCUCCGCCUAUCAAUGAAGCUGAAGCAGGUUUAGCCGAAUGGCUUAGCCAAGGCCCAACUAUAUACGUCAAUCUGGGCACGCAUCACAAGUCAAACCCCACUGAAGCCCAUGAAAUGUCCAAAGCCUUCAGAAAUGUCCUCGAACACGCUGAUACACUACAUUCUGCGGGGAAACCUCUUCAGGUUCUGUGGAAGCUAGGACGGUUGUCUGAUGAAGAAGGCAACGCUCCAAAGAGAGACUCUUAUACUGACGAAUGGGCUUUGGUGACCGAUGAACUACAAGCUUACAUCAAACGAGGCAGAGUGCGUAUCACGGACUGGCUAGUCGCUGAGCCAAUGUCUGUCCUCGAAUCAAAAAACGUCGUUUGUUCUGUGAGUCAUGGGGGAGCUAAUUCCUUUUACGAAGCGCUAUGUGCUGGCAUACCUCAAGCGCUUCUUCCUGCUUGGACGGACUGUUAUGAUUUUGCCAACCGCGUUGAGCUUCUUGGAAUUGGGUGUUGGGCGAAUAAGGAAGCGAAGCCCCGAUGGCGAGAGAACGAGCUUGCCGAGGCGCUGUUGGAGAUUUUAUUCGGGUCGGAGUCUGUGGGAAUACGAAAGAGGGCAGAGGAGGUUGCGAGUCGUCACCCGGAAUGGGAGGGUCGGCAAAUGGCUGCUCAAGAGAUCUUGAAUAACCUGCUGAAGAUGUAUGAUGCCGCUGUGAGCGAAGGAUUGAAGGAUCGGCAACCUCGGCACAUUUUCCGUGAGGAGAAGGGCUAG